This is a messenger RNA of Tetrapisispora phaffii CBS 4417, 1557 nucleotides long. RefSeq names its product transcription factor MIG1 (gene MIG1). Gene Ontology annotation, cellular component: nucleus; cytoplasm. The transcript has a single exon. Gene Ontology annotation, molecular function: RNA polymerase II cis-regulatory region sequence-specific DNA binding. NCBI's taxonomy places the organism in Eukaryota, Fungi, Ascomycota, Saccharomycetes, Saccharomycetales, Saccharomycetaceae. The coding region runs from base 1 to 1557 and encodes 518 amino acids. The record is from RefSeq and is a predicted model, not a curated record.
AUGUCUAUUCCUGGUAACCAAGUGAGGUUUACGAUAACGGGUUCUAAUUCUAGUGUCCCGGUUCCCAUGGAGCUCCAGCCACAACUAGCUCCUGAAAUGGCUGCAUCUUUAAAUGCGGAGAAGGCUGCCAGCACAAAUGCAAACACUAUUGAGAAACGAAGCUCAAAUGGUAAUACAAGUGCAACAAAUGAAAAACCAAGACCACAUGUAUGUGGCACUUGUGGGAGGGCUUUCCAUAGACUGGAACAUCAAACGAGACAUAUGAGAACACACACAGGGGAGAAACCUCAUGCUUGCGAUUUCCAAGGUUGUACGAAAAGAUUUAGUAGAAGUGAUGAACUGACGAGACACAAGAGAAUCCAUACAAAUCCAUUCCCAAAGGGUAAGAGAGGUAGAAAGAAGAAGGUUCUUACCGCAGAAGAAAUAGAACUGCAGGAAAAGAAAGAACAAGAAAAAAUAUUAAAUAAGUCGAAAAAUCCAAGAGGUAGAAAGAGUAAGAAGAUGUUGGAAAUGGAAAAACAACAAAAAGAACAAACUAAUCAUAACAACAAUACUAUGCUACCGCAAGAGUCAUCGAACAAAGUUGACUUAUCUUCUCCAAUAAAUAAUACAAAUCAUGUCGUUUCAAAUGUUAGAUCCAGAUUCAAUGCUUUAUCUUCCCUACAGAUGAUGACACCUUUAGGAUCCGAUUCCUCUUCGGUAUCUAUAAAUAAGCAGCCAAAUACAAGUUAUAUGGACACGCCAGAUAACGUGAGACCUAUAAUAUUACCAAGACCAAAAUCUCUAACAAAUAUGAAUCAAACCACAUCUUUGGCGAGGCCAAACUCUUUGGUUAAUUUCCAGAAUUUUAGAAAUCGUAGUGGUACGGAUUUAUAUGGGUUACAACCUCAACCGUUGACUUCAGCAAGAAUAAAAAGACCGAAUUCCGUUUUGACAUUAAGUGAUCUUGUUACACAAUCAAAAGAUCCACAUAGCAUAGUAAACUCGGAUACAGAAGAUGGAAAUAGUGAUGAUGAUUUAAGAGAACCAGGCUCUCAAGAUAAUACAUUCUAUAAUGAAGAUAACAAUAAUCAAAUAAGGAAAAAAUCAAAACCUUCAACUCCAACUAAGAUACUGAGCAGGAAUGGUAGUAACACAAAUUUAUCAGCUAUGAAACUAUCAAGUACACAUUUGAAUCAAAUGGAACAUGGAUCCUUUAUAAACAAUAACUUAAUGACCCCAUCAAUUAACAAUCAAUUUUCAAAUAGUUCUAGCAACAGUAACAUAUUCUCAAAUUCUAUGUCUACUACACCAAAUCAGCAAUCAUUUACUGAUAGUCUAAGUUCUAAAUUAUUUGAGAUUCAAAGACAGUCAAUGGUACAAUCGUACCAAACAAAUGACCCUCCCUUAAGACCAAUAACUUCAUCAAGCAAUAUGCAAACACCAGUACAAGAUAUCAAUAGUUCACCUUCAUUCUCACGAGAAUCUAGAAGUGAAGUGAAUCUUACUGAAGAAAAUAGACUUCAUAAUACUCUACCGCCUUUAAGGAGUUUACAACUUCAGUUUCCUACUGAUUAA